AUGGCCGAGAUCGUGAUUAUAUUCGAUUUCGAUCGGACUUUGAUCGACGGAGACAGUGACAAUUGGGUCGUCACUGAGAUGGGACUCACAGAGAUCUUCCAUCAACUCCGAUUCACUUUACCAUGGAAUCGCCUUAUGGAUAGGAUGAUGAUGGAGCUACAUUCACAAGGGAGAUCCAUUCAUGACAUUGAAGCUUGCUUGCAAAAUAUGCCAGUUGAUUCUCACAUUAUUCAUGCUAUCAAAUCAGCCAAAUCUUUAGGAUGUGAUUUGAAGAUUGUGAGUGAUGCAAAUCAGUUUUUCAUUGACAAGAUACUAGAGCAACAUGGUUUGUUGGAUUGCUUUUCUGAGAUUUACACAAAUCCAACCUCUGUUGAUGGAAAUGGGAACCUGCAGAUCUUCCCGUACCAUGGUGAUGCAUUGCUUCCGCAUAGCUGCAAUCUCUGCCCUUCAAAUCUAUGCAAGGGUCUAGUAAUGGAUCAUAUACGUGGUUCUUCUCCAAGCGAUCAAAUUCCAAGAAGGUUUAUCUACCUAGGAGAUGGAGGAGGUGACUUCUGCCCGACAUUGAAGCUGAAAGAGUGUGAUUGUGUAAUGCCGAGAACUAAUUAUCCGCUAUGGAAGCGGAUUUCAGACAAUUCCUUACUGAUCAAAGCAGAAGUGAAGGAAUGGAGCAAUGCAGAGGAACUAGAGAGAAUCCUUACGCAACUUCCCGCCAUGAUUGCUGUCCUUAAAGCUCGCGAGAGGCUUUUCUCUCCUCUCUUUAGUUCAUCUAUCCGCCGUUGUAUCUCCUAUUCUCACGAAGAUGAGAGAGACUCUAAAGUCUUUAUACACCCGAGUGCUGUCGUCCACCCAAGCGCUGUGAUUGGGAAGGGAGUUUCAGUUGGUCCAUAUUGUACAGUCGGCUCUUCGGUGAAGCUAGGCAAUGGCUGCAAACUCUAUCCUUCUAGCCAUAUCUUUGGAAACACAGAGUUGGGGGAAUCUUGUGUUCUCAUGACUGGCGCUGUUGUUGGUGAUGAGCUUCCUGGUUAUACACUCAUAGGAGGCAAUAACAUUAUCGGUCACCACGCCGUGGUUGGUGUUAAAUGUCAAGACUUGAAGUACAAGCAUGGGGAUGAAUGUUUUCUUUGCAUCGGCAACAACAAUGAAAUUAGGGAGUUCUGUUCAAUUCACAGGUCAUCAAAGUCUAGUGAUAAAACGGUGAUUGGUGACAACAAUCUAAUCAUGGGCUCUUGUCAUAUCGCCCAUGAUUGCAAGAUCGGUGAUCACAACAUAUUAGCCAACAAUACGCUUCUUGCGGGCCAUGUGAUUGUAGAAGACUAUACACACACAGCAGGAGCCACGGUCAUUCACCAGUUCUGUCAUAUUGGCUCUUUCACUUUCAUUGGCGGUGGUUCUGUGGUUUCACAAGAUGUUCCAAAGUACAUGAUGGUGACUGGAGAAAGAGCAGAACUUCGCGGUUUGAAUCUGGAGGGACUUAAACGAAAUGGAUUUACCAUGUCAGAGAUGAAGAGCCUGAGAGCAGCAUAUCGUAAGAUAUUCAUGUCUACUGAAACAGUCCCCCUAAGUCUUGAAGAGCGUCUCACGAAGAUGGAACAGAACCAAGAGCUGUACAGUGUUCCUGCAGUUGGUGCCAUGUUGCAGUCAAUCCGAGAUUCUUUCGCAGAAGGUCGUCGUGGGAUAUGCAAAUUCAGACAGUGGCUCGAUUCUUGA
Messenger RNA from Arabis nemorensis, 1707 nucleotides. Lineage: Eukaryota; Viridiplantae; Streptophyta; Magnoliopsida; Brassicales; Brassicaceae. The record is from the annotation of a GenBank genome assembly.